Molecule: messenger RNA, 2587 nt
Organism: Physella acuta
Lineage: Eukaryota; Metazoa; Mollusca; Gastropoda; Physidae
Product: ankyrin repeat domain-containing protein 24-like
Molecular function (GO): protein binding
Source: RefSeq, a predicted model, not a curated record
AUGGCGGAUAGUGUUCCAUUACAACGACACACUAAGAUAGACGUCACAUGGUUAGAUCACGUGGUACACCACAACCUCACCAACACACACUAUCCCCCACGCGGAGACACGCCCCUGAUUAUCGCCUCUCAAGCCAGACGUGUACAGGCAGUGGUGGUGCUGCUCAGUAAUGGUGCGAACGUCAAUAAGACCAACGACAACCAGGACACUGCGCUGGCUAUCGCGGCUGGUCAAGGAUACGACGAUAUUGUGGAGAUUUUGUUAGAUAACGGCGCAAAGACUGACCUUUUGAAUACUGACCACUGGUCAGUUUUGAUGCACGCUGUCGUUAGUGGAGAUAUGCGAACGCUAGAAUUGCUGCUCAAGAAAUGUGAUGUCGAGGCUAAAGAUAGAGCUGGGUUAACACCGUUACUUAUAGCAGCUAAACAUGGACACACUAACGCCGCUAAAAAGUUGUAUGAUGCUAAAGCAGACCCUAAUGCUACGUGUAAUCUAGGUAAAACUGCUCUGAUGUACGCUAUAGGUACUGGAGAUUUUGAUUUAGUGUACGAGAUGGUGAGGAUGGGGUGUGACGUCAACGCUAAAGACAAAUGCGGGUGUACAGCAAUGAUGUACGCAGUGGAGAUGGGCAACAAACAAAUCACUGAGAUGUUACGAGAGAAAGUUUUAAGAGACAACCCAAACGAUGAAUGUGUGUGUCAAGCUAUUCGAUUGGCUAACUCGUUUCUGAAGAAGAAAACAAGGAAAAGACGAAGAAAAAAACGACAAUGCAAGUCAGAAGAUACAGUAGCGUCAAAUGAGAAGUCACUGGUUGCAUACAAAGGUCAAGGGGAAAUCCCCACAUUCAAAUGUUACCAGCCUGUAGUAGAGACCAACAUGUUUGAGAAACUUUUUCAAAUGCUGAAGGUCUGUUGGGAUAAAGAAGUGAUUAAUAUGAUCUCCGGAAUCACAACAAGGAAAACAGAUUUAAAUCUGGUCAUUAAUUUCACCCACAACAUUGAGUCAGCAAAGAUUGUAAAUUUAGGUGGUGAGGUUUAUAGUAACUGUGACUUCAACACACUACCAAAGGCGCUAGCUAUUGCUGGGAUUGAAGCAAACGGAUACACAUCUUCAACUCAAGACUCCACACCUAGCUUUGAUGUCAAGCAAUUUCAAAACUAUUUGCUGUGUAAAGUUAGUAUUGCAAUACAAGCAUAUUUUACACCAAGUGACAAUGUAAACACAUCAUGAAUUUUUUUUUUUAAAUAGGUUAUAAUUUUCAGUUUGAUUUUAUUUAUAUAUUUAGUAUUUAGUAUAAUUUUAUUUCUAUCGUAUCAUUCAAUUAAUUGAAAAUUCAAUAUUUUCUUUUCCCAUUUUGUAAGUCACUAACUAUUUUUAUUUAGCAAAUACAUAACUGAGAUGAAAAUUUUAUAUAUCUGACUAUCGUAGCCAUAUAUUUGUGUUAUUUUAAGCUACGUUCUAUACUACGAUGGUGUUGCUUAGUAUAUUGUUUUUGGGAAUGGAUAUGUAGUAAACUGUUUUUAUAUCCGUGAACACAGUUGAUGUAAUUUAGUUACUAUUUAAAAAACUACCAAACUAAUUUGCUUGACUUGAAACAUAUAUUUUCCUUACUUGACUCAUAUUUGAUUUUAUAUACAGCCCAAACCGUGAUUGUCAAAUAAAAUUCUACCAUCAGUACUAUGCUAUUUUAAUUUUCUGUUCAAUUAUCAUUUGGAUAUUUUGUUGAUAUUCUGAACUACUGAAAACCUGAAUACAUUUAAUCUUUAACCUGAUCGUUGUGAGCAGGUGGUGGUGUAACAGCUGUUUGCUCUCUAGCUGUUUGCUAUGCAACCUGUAUGUGUAACAGCUGUUUGCUGUUUAUUAUGUAACCAGUAUGUGUGUAACAGCUGUUUCCUAUGUAGCCAGUAUGUGUUUUAAGUUUGUCUGAUUGUGGUGGAAGGGGAAAGAUACGGAGAACAUUAUGUCAAUUUUGUCGAUUUCAUUUCGCAGCAUGACAAAAAUUUUGUCUUGUUUUAAUAUCAUCAUGUUACGGAAUCAUUUCACCAAAUUCGAGACAGUUGAAAUAAAUGAUGGCUCAACACAAAACAAACUGAUUCAAUUUACACAUUACCGCAAUGAGAAUAUAAUACGCGGCAUAGAAAAUACUGUUGUCGGCUUGCUCAUAAUGUAGAUAAUAAUAUUUAUUAAUUUUUUCCAGAUUUUUUGGGGAAAACUUUUGAGUAUAAAAUUAUUACAUAUUUAAUUAAUUACCUUUAUUUUGAAAGUUAAGGCCAUGUUCGUGUCCUACAUAAUAUAAGCUUACAUUGAUAACAUAGCAGUGAUUAAUUAAACUCAAUAACAAUAUGAGGUUAAUUGUGUUUGAGACUAGUUAUGUCCUUAAUUUAAUUAAUUUACAUCUAUUGUAGUAGGGUAGUUGCAUUGUUAAUUUUUACUAUAUAGCUGUGAUUUUUUCAAUUCUAGGUAAAUAGUGUUAUUAUUCCACUUAACUUUGGUCAUAAUUUAUUUUUUUCAUUUGUUACACAACGUAUAUUAUUUAUUGUAUAUUUUGUUUUUAAAUUAUUUUAACUUUAAUUUUUUUAACAAUAGA